AUGACCGAUACCCAAGGUUUGCCUGGUGGGUGGACUAGCAUGGUCCCUUCGUACUCGUAUAACCCGGAAGAUGACCCCGGGACGUUCAGCAUAGCAGCAUCUUUUCAACCGGCGAGACCUGCAGCCAACUCAAUGCUUGGCACAAGUGCUCCCCCACAGCACCAAGAUCCCACGGCUCGAUCCUCCGAGCUCACGGCCACGCCAACGUACCUGAACCCCUGGAUGCAAUGGCAUACGGCCCCCCUCGGCACGGCGCUCUCUCCCGGCGCGGUGCCCUACCUUGUUGACCCAUGGGGGACCCAUACGCAUCCUUCGCUGCACACACUCGCCAGCGGCCCCAGCGGCCAAAGCAUCAACACCAUUCCGGCUGUCGUUGAAACCAGACGAAGAGUACGCGAUCAAAUCUCUUUUCCUACUCAAACCGGGGCCAGCGGCAGUGGUAGCAGCAACAUCUUCAAAGAAGCCAUGCCUGAGCCACCCACCUCUCGCAUUCUCACCAGUAGCGGGGCGCCGGUCCAGGUAUUUUUGUGCAUUUUCCGUCGUCUUCUGAUAAAAGAGACUAAUGAGACCCGGUCCAAGCUGACUGGAUUCCUUUUUCUGAUGAGAUUAGCAGCCAAGGCAGUAACGUAA
This is a messenger RNA of Aspergillus fijiensis CBS 313.89, 630 nucleotides long. RefSeq lists its product as uncharacterized. Lineage: Eukaryota; Fungi; Ascomycota; Eurotiomycetes; Eurotiales; Aspergillaceae. The transcript has a single exon. The record is from RefSeq and is a predicted model, not a curated record. The coding region runs from base 1 to 630 and encodes 209 amino acids.